Molecule: messenger RNA, 959 nt
Organism: Fomitopsis serialis
Lineage: Eukaryota; Fungi; Basidiomycota; Agaricomycetes; Polyporales; Fomitopsidaceae
Exons: 3
Coding region: 7-852 (281 amino acids)
Source: RefSeq, a predicted model, not a curated record
GCGAGGAUGGCGUAUGACAAGCUGGUGUUGCGACAGCCCCGAUUCGGCAUUAACCCCGACGGGCCGUCCACGGAGAGCAUCGCGGUGACGCGGGUGGUGCGGCACACCUGGCAGGAGGACGCGACGAAGGCGAUUCUGCGCGGGUGCAAGGCGCACGGCGUAACCGUCACCCAGGUGUGCUCCGCGGCGCUGAUUAUGACCGCCAUCAGGUUCGGCCCGAAGGCAGCCCCCGAGGCGGAGGGCGACGAGAACCUCUUCUUCAAGAUCCACCUCCCCAUCGACCUCCUGUCGCGCGCGCCCAAGGCCGCCGACGGACCGCGCGAGGCGGCCGUGCGCGUGGGGCACUAUCCGACGUUCCUGAGCGUGCCGCGCGCGGCGGUGGACGAGGGCGAAGACGCCCUGUACGCGCUCGCACGGCAGGUGAAGGAGCGCCAUGUCGACUUUGUUGACUCGCCGUGGUUCUGGCACUUCAUCCGGCACUACCUCGCGGACUCGCAGGCGACUCUGGACGCGGCGCUUGACGCGGCGGCGAAGCCGGAGGCGGCGAACGCGCCGGUCGCCGCGUUCUUGCCGUUGCUGAGCAGUCUUGGCGACUGGAGCAAGAAGCUCCCCGCGGUGUAUGCCGUGAAGGCGAAGGAUGAGGCACUCGGCGAAACGGUGGGCGAACUGCGCGUCGCGGACGUGAGUCUGCACUUGAAGGUCAUCCCGGACACACCGUGCCUGCACCUGUGGACGUAUGGCGGGAAGAUGAAUUUCCAGCUGACCCACAAUAUCAUGCACACCUCGGCGGCGCUUAUGGACCCCUUCUUCGAGUCGUUCAUCAAGACUGUCUCCGAUAUUGGGCGGGCUUGAUGAGACGCAGAGACUACGCCUUGGCAUGCACAUAUAGAUCGAGUCUUUGUUGUAAUAGAGUUUAGUGUGUUUCGGGAUCAUAUAGAUGAGCAUCUCUUACCUAUUGA